AACUACCGCCUGAGCCACGGCGACAGCCGGAGCCGCCCGUUGACCUUCAAAGAAGCCGGGAGCCUUCGGCGAUUCCCCCUGGACCUCACCCUUCCCUUCUCCCCGCCAUGGCUUCCUUUGAAAUGAGGGAGUUUGUGCAGCAGCAUUGCACUGGCCUCUGUGUGCUGACUUUUACAGGUGUCGGGCUCAUUCUUCUGCGGCGCUGGAUGACUGGUGGGGUUUGCAGGAGCAGAGUGAGACUCGAUGGAAAAACUGUGAUUGUCACUGGCGCUAACGUUGGGAUUGGAAAGGAGACGGCUAAGGACAUUGCUCGGAGAGGGGCUCGUGUGAUUCUGGCUUGCCGGGAUUUGGAAAAGGCUGAAAAGGCAGCAGCCAAGAUCCGGGAAGAGACAGGGAAUGGGAACGUCCUGAUUCGCAAACUGGAUUUGGCCUCACUGAAGUCUGUCCGUGCUUUUGCUAAAGAAAUCCAGGAUACCGAGACUCAAUUGGAUGUUCUCAUCAACAAUGCAGGUAUCAUGUGGUGCCCCAAGUGGAAGACCGAGGAUGGCUUUGAGAUGCAGUUUGGAGUUAACCAUCUGGGUCACUUCCUGUUGACCAACCUUCUGCUGGACCUGCUGAAGAAGUCCGCCCCCAGUCGGAUAGUUAACGUGGCCAGCUUAGCACAUAAAAGAGGUAAAAUUAACUUUGACGAUAUUAAUCUGGACCAGAAGUAUGAUUCUGUUGUCAGCUACAGCCAGAGCAAACUGGCUAAUGUCCUCUUCACCAGAGAGCUUGCAAAGCGAUUGGUAGGCACUGGAGUGACCGCUAACAGUCUUCACCCUGGACUGGUCAUGACUGACCUGGGACGUCAUGUUCUUCCCACCAUUUCCCUGUUGCUGAAGAUUGCCAUGACCCCGUUGGCUCUCUUUAUGUUCAAAAACUCCUGGCAGGGAGCACAGACCAACAUUCACUGCGCCGUCGCUGAGGAACUGAAGCACACAACCGGCCUCUACUUCAGCGACUGCGCCCCGAAAGAGCCCGCUCCCCAGGCGAAGGAUGGUGAAGUGGCUCGCAGGCUGUGGGACCUGAGUGCACAGAUGGUGGGACUCGAUAAAUAGGCCGCUGACUGCAUCACGUUCCCAGACUGUGGAAGUGUUAAUUCUCUCAAUCUGGCCUUGUUGUUUUCUUUUUUUGCUGAGAUCGGUGAAACGUAAUCAGCUCCAGAGGCAACCCUAUUGCCAGUGAUGCACAAGAUGACUUUAGUUUGCUUAGGCUUACAUUUAUUUACCUCCCUCACUCAUCCAUAUCAUUCUUUUUUUUUGAAAGUCCAUGUACAAAUCACUUGCUUACACACUCAGCCACUGCAGCUCUAGAGCUUGGAUGUGCCAGAUCUGUAAGGGAAGCCAGGGGCAACAACAGACUUAACUCGGACAGACGCAUGUGGCAGAAAGUUCCCUGUCUUUGCUGGGUCCCUUGACUUGAGAUUUGAAGAUGUUGCAAGGAUUGGUGCCUUGUUUCACCUCUUCCUAAGGCUCUAUUAUUGUCUGCUUUAAAUGCUGUUUUUUUUAAAAAAAUUUCUUUUGGCUGUUGCGUUUCAACAA
This is a messenger RNA of Callorhinchus milii (elephant shark), 1580 nucleotides long. RefSeq lists its product as uncharacterized. Bases 108 to 1097 code for a protein of 329 amino acids. The record is from RefSeq and is a predicted model, not a curated record. The transcript has 8 exons. NCBI's taxonomy places the organism in Eukaryota, Metazoa, Chordata, Chondrichthyes, Chimaeriformes, Callorhinchidae.